Hemibagrus wyckioides is the source of this 3096-nucleotide messenger RNA. RefSeq lists its product as uncharacterized. Lineage: Eukaryota; Metazoa; Chordata; Actinopteri; Siluriformes; Bagridae. The coding region runs from base 147 to 1880 and encodes 577 amino acids. The transcript is spliced from 21 exons. The record is from RefSeq and is a predicted model, not a curated record.
GAGGAAUUUGACAUUGUCUUUCGCUCUGCUCCUCUUUCUCUCUAACACCAUGAAGGUUUACACAGUUUCCUGAUCACUCACUUAGGAAACACAUCCGAAUAUCUGCUCUCCUUCUGUCUUCAGUGCCGAAACACAGAUCUUUGGCCAUGGAGAACAUCUCUGCUCCACUGUAUCCUGGACCACCUCUAGAGUCUACCAGUCUUGUAGAUCAGAGACCCCACACCCCGCAGCCAGCUCCUCGUACACGCUACAACAUCGUGGAGCAGUCUCCUGGACCUCAGCACCAGAGAUCUUUGCCCGUGGAGAACAUCCCUGUUCCACCAUAUCCUGGCCCACCACUGGACUUUCAGUCUACCAGUUGUGUACAGCAGAGACCCUGCUCUCUCCAGCCACCUCUUCGCUCAUGCUACACCACUGUAGAGCAGUCUCCUGAACCUCAGCUCUGCAGAUCUUUGCCCAUGGAGAACAUGCCUGUUCCACCAUAUCCUGGCCCACCACUGGAGUCUCAGUCUACCAGUUCUGUACAUCAGAGACCCUGCACUCCUCAGCCACCUACUCGCACAUGCUACACCACUGUACAGCAGUCUCCAGGACCUCAGACCUACAGAUCUUUGCCUGUGGAGAACUUUCCUGUUCCACCAUAUUCACUGGAUUCUCAGCAGAGACCCUGCUCCCUCCAGCCACCUCCUCGCACAUACAACACCACUGUAGAGUGUGGUCGCCAUUCUCCUGGACCUCAACACCACAGUUCUUUGCCCAUAGAGAACAUUCCUGUUCCACCGUAUCCUGGCCCACCUCUGAACUCUCAGUUCACCAGUUCUGUUCAGCAGAGAGCCUACACCCCUCAGCCACUUUCUCACACACAUCAUGAACCUUUGGAGGGUGGUCCCCAUACUCCACUGUACUCUCCUUCUCCUCAAAGCCAAAGUUCUUUGCCCAUGCACAACAUCUCAACCCCUCCGUAUCCUGGCCCACCACUGGAGAUGAAGCACCAGCAAGUCUACAGCAACACACCAUGCAAAAAUGCAGAGGUAAGUCCCUGUAAUCAUCCACACUCUCAGAUCCCCUGCCAAUACCCGGCACCAUCUGGAACAUCUGGAAUACACAGACCUGUACAUAAGGGAGUUGUCACCCCCAAGCCGGCUCCCCAGGGAUGGCAUGACAAAGCUGAGGUUGUUUCCUGUCAAAACCAGCAUUGCAACCCCACCUUCUAUUUUGCACCAAACAAACACAGUCCUGAAUGUAUGGAUGAUAAGAUUAAGGCACAGGAGUUUGCGCCACAAGAUGUUCCACACAAACACUGCGUUCCUGUGCAGGGUGCUAAAUUUCCUGUUGAUUUCCCCACAGAGAGUAAAGUCUUCUCCAUGAAGAAAAUGUCUGAAUCGCUGAAUUUCAGGGCUCAGGCACAUCACCUGCAGCUGGAGUCUCAUUGUAGCUUGGAGAAGAGUACCAUUGAAAUCUCGACUGAGCAGCACGUAAAAGUCAGUAAAAACAGUGGUCCUCCUCCGCCGCCGUAUCCCGGCUUCGAUCUCAACCAACAGUCACCUGACCCUCUACAUCAACUCCAACCAGACACAUCUGCAUCCAUGUAUACUUACACUCAUCCUAGUGUGAUUCAGCCCAGGGUCCAAGUGGUCCAGGCCGGUAGGAGUCAAGUGGUCAUUCAGCCCCAGAGGCAGACAGUAGUGAUGCCUGCUCCUCAGCCUACUGUGGUAAUCCAGCCUGCAGCUCCAGCUGUUCGAGUCAUCCAGGCUCCGGCUCCGGCUGUUCAAGUCAUCCAGGCCCCGGCUUCGGCUGUUCGAGUCAUCCAAGCUCCGGCUCCAGCUGUUCGAGUCAUCCAGUCUCCGUCUAGUGCCGUGGUUUAUCCUCGUUACUACUGAAAUCAUGGACGACACGGACGACCCUCAGCGUGCUGCGACAAAAGCUCAGACGGGAUUUUACACUAAAUUCUUUAAAAAAAAACAUUCAUUCAUUAAGUUUUCUUUAAUUAAUACAUUUCUUGUCUUUUUGUAUCCAUGGUGAUUAUAUAUACAUGUAUGCGUAUACUAUAGCACACUUAAAUGAUUAUGUGUAUUACCGCAGUAACCCCACAGAGUCCACGGUGCAGAGCGGGUUAGCGUCAGGUCAGAGACUGAUAUGGAAAUGAUAUGCAAAUGAGGCACACGUGGGCGGGGCUACCGCUAAUUUCAACCUCUUCUUUAGCAGUACGAUGAAUAGAGGAUGUGUAAUUGUACUGGUGUGUUACAACAACAUUAGAUUCAAAUGAAGAGUUUUUCGGUAACUUCGGGAAUGUUUCCUCAAGGCUUCUGGGGUAUUUUUAUGUUUUAAAGAGCAGACUGAGAGAAAAAGUGAAGGAGGAAAUGAUGAGGAAAAAGUUUAACACUGUUCAUUUAUCACUGAAAUACGACAAACUGGCACUUUCUCCUGCAUAAACGCACACCUGUUACUAACUAAAGCUGCUCAGGGAGGCAGAAAUACUGCAAUGUGAAUCUUACGAAAGUGUUAUGAAGAUGUUACAAAGCCUCUCGUGUUGUUACAAGGCUAUGAACAUCUUACGAACCCUGACUAAGACUUUAUGAAAGGCUUUAUAAAGCAUUCAUAAGGUGUUGUGUAAUGAUUCAUGAACAGGCAUUUUACACUUUAUACCUAUAUUAAUAAUUAUAAUAAUUAUUAUUAUUAUUACAAAUAUUUUUUGUUAAUAACACAUUAUUGCACUCAUACCAAAGAAACCAAGCUGUGUUAUAAUUAUAAAUUAUACCAUUUUUUUUCUUUUAAAUAAGAGAUCAUCAGAGCAUAAUGUUAGAAAAUAAAUUUAUGUGACAGAAGAUUAUAAAACUUUUUCUUUGAAUAUACUGAUUCAAUCUGUAUUUGUCUUAAACUGUAAGAAAUAAAACAGUGGAAAUGCAUUGGACUUUAAAUGAAACAAUUUUCAUGAUUUGUGUUUUUUUUUUAAAUAUAUAUACAGCUCUGGAAAAAAUAAGAACCCACUGCAAAAUAAUGAGUUUCUUAUGUUUUUUUCUUCCAGGUUCAUGUAUUGGUGAGAUGAACAGUUCUGUUUCAUUUUUUGUGAACUGCUGACAAUAUUUCUCCUAAAUU